Molecule: messenger RNA, 4955 nt
Organism: Salvia splendens (bonfire salvia)
Lineage: Eukaryota; Viridiplantae; Streptophyta; Magnoliopsida; Lamiales; Lamiaceae
Product: probable disease resistance protein At4g27220
Exons: 2
Coding region: 1441-4809 (1122 amino acids)
Molecular function (GO): ADP binding
Source: RefSeq, a predicted model, not a curated record
CUCGCUUUUGCUUUUUCCUUUUUCCACGAUCAUAAUUACACAUCUUGUGAUUUUCUCUUUCUAGAUCUUCAGAUCUAUUCAAUCUCAGCUUAGAUUUUAACAUUUCUCAGGAGCCGUUCGGUUUGCCCGAUUAGCCCAAGAUUCUAUCUCAUGAUGCCUCAAUCUACUGUUCGGUUGCCGAGACAUAGAUAAUCUCGGCCCGUAAGGCCCGCUUCAAGCCCGUCGCGGCUGACAGAUAAUCUCACAUUGUAGUGUUCAGGUCCGAUUAUUUAAUCGCACCACAUACCCUGCGAUUAUUUCAAUCUCACGCCUCUCUCUUCUCUGUCUCACUUCCCCUCCCAUCCUUUGCUCCACAGCAUCCACUUCCACCCCUCAUGACUUUCACCCUCUCCAUCUCUCUUCAUGAUUUACCGAAGUUAGUUGAUUUUCUGCAAUUUUGUUGGAGAGAUUGAUUGAUGCAGGUUUUUUGGAUAUGGUAAUUGUUAUGAUAUCGCUUUUUUGUUAAAUUUAGAUUAGUGAUCAAUUUGGGGAGAAUUUUGUUCAUGAAUACAAAAUUUGGAGGAGCAGAUUCGAAGAAUUAAUAUGAUGAGUUCAUGAACAAAAAUUGGGAAUGAGGAGGAGAUGGGUUGGUUGGGCCGUUGGGGGCGUUGGUGUGGGAAUAUUAGUCUUGUUAUUAAUAUUGUCAACCAAACAUCAAUAUAAAAUUUAGUAAUACUAAUUUACUCCAAGGCCCAUCUUAUCUUAUCCUAUAUUUUGAAUCUCAUUAUUAUUUUAUUUUUCCAACCGAACGCCACCAUAAAAUAUAGGAAAUUUUGAAUAAUCAUCUGAAUUAGAGUCAAGUCUAACAUCUUGCUUGUAGAUUGCUAGCGCUUAGCAUUAUGUUUACAUAUUUUAACAUACUAUAUUUGUUCAUUACUUGCUAAUUCAUUAUCGGACUAGAUAGAUGAUUGCUAGAAAAAUGAGAUUAUAGCUAUUUUUCUCAUCAAAUAAUUAUUGUUUUUUAUUUAUGUGAUCUCUGGAGAAGUUAGUGGAGUCCAAUUUACACAUCUUGUGAUUCUCUGUUUCUAGAUCUACAAAUCUAUUCAAUCUCAGCUCAGUUCUUCAUAUCUCUCAGGUAACAAUUCUCAUACUAAUUUACAUCUAUGCUUUUAUUUGUUUGUUAGAAUUUGACAUGAUCUUCCUAAUACUACAACAAGGCUUCGGGAAAUGAAAGUUUUAAUUUCUUGUACAAGAAAAAUGAAGGAAAUUUUGAAUUAUCAUCUUGCCUGUAGAUUGCUAGCGUUUCCUCUUUUACAUAUAGCAUCAUGUUCACAUAUUCAGCAUAUAUUGGAUUUCUACUUUGUUCAUUACUUGCAAAUUUAUUUUCAGACUGGAUAAAUGAUUGCUAGAAAAAUGAGAUUGUAGCUUUUUUUCUCAUCAAAUAAUUCUUGUUUUUGGUUUAUGUUUUCUCUGGGAAGAGCGAAGGUGGCGAAAAUGUUAAGCCGGAUUUUCGAGUCAUUUUUGUCAAAGGUGGUGGAACUAAUUGAAGAUAAUGCACACAAUAAUGUGAAGAGUAUAAAGGAAUUUGAGCUUAAUCUAAAAGCUCUGCAGAAAAAGUUGAAGUUAUUGUGUGCUAAGGCAUCUGAUGUUGAGGAGGAAAUCAAGAACUCAGAACUUUCUGGUCGAAAGAAAAGGAAACGGGAAGUUGAGGAGUGGUUGGAAGAAGUCAGGUCCAUUGAAAAGCAAGUUGUUGAGUUGGGCACUCAAGUGGAAUCUGAAGGAUUUAUUAUGAGAUUGAUGGAUGGAGGGUUGCCUGCUAAACUAAUUGAAGAGGUUGACACACUUGUUGAGCAAAGUCGGAAUUUUGGUGAACUUGUCCUUGAUAUUUGUGGAAGUGGGGGAGAUAAGUUAUUGACAGAUGGGAUGGUUGGUCAAGCUUUUCAUGAAAAUUUGGAAAUGGUUUUGAAACUUUUGGAGAGUGGGGAAGUGUGGAGCAUUGGUGUUUAUGGUAUGGGUGGAGUGGGCAAAACGACACUGGCAAAGCACAUUCACAAUCGACUCCUCCAACAUUCUCAGGGACGUGUGAUUUGGGUUACAGUCUCUCAAGAAUUUAGUGUUAUGACUUUACAAGAUAAGAUUGCUCAUUUUAUAGGUGUGGACCUUGUGGGUGUGGAUAAUGAAGACAUAAGGGCGUCGAGACUACAUAAAACUUUGUCACAGAUGAAGAAUUCAGUGCUGAUAUUAGAUGAUGUCUGGGAAAAUAUUGAUCUAUUAAAAGUUGGAUGUCUAGUUUCUGUCGAGUGUUGUAGGCUUAUUAUAACUACUCGCUCCUUAGAAGUGUGUCGUCAAAUCUGUUGCCAACAAAAGAUUCAAGUGAGUAAGCUAAAUCAUCACGAGGCAUGGGAAUUGUUCAAGAAAACUCUAAGAAAUGAGAUAGAACUUGAUUCUUCGGCAGAAGAAAUUGCCAGAUCUGUGGCAAAAUUGUGUGGUGGUCUGCCCCUAGCAAUUGUUAUGGUGGCUGGAAGCAUGAGGGGCGAGAGAGACAUUCAUACAUGGAGAAAUGCUUAUGUAGAAUUAACAGAAUGUGUCUCAGGGAAUGAUGGCAUGGGAGAUGGUGAUGUUUAUAAAGUAUUGAAAUAUAGUUUUGAUCGGUUGAAUUGGAAUCAUCAUAGCCAGGGUAAUGAGUUCAACACAUUGCAACAUUGUUUCCUGCAUUGUGCGUUGUAUCCUGAAGAUAAACAUAUGAAUGGAGAGCGUUUGGUUAGAGAGUUCAUUUCAGGAGGGUUGGUGGAUGAAAGAAAGACAAGGAGAGCGCAAGUUGAGCAUGGACAUUCCAUAUUGAAUAAAUUAGUGAAUGUGUGUCUACUGGAAAGUUGUGUUGGUCCUGGUUCUACGGAACGUGUGAAGAUGCAUGAUCUUGUAAGAAGUAUGGCAUUGAAGAUAUGUGAGGGGAAAUAUAUGGUAAGAGCAGGUAAUGAGUCUUUGAAUGAAAUUCCCAAAGAAUCAGAAUGGGCAAAGGAUCUGGAGAAGGUGUCCUUUAUGAAAAGUGGCAUAAUGAGAAUUAGAGAAGGAAUGUCUCCCGAUUGUCCUAAGCUCUCAACAUUGCUCUUACGGGAUAAUAUUUGGUUGGAGUUUAUUCCAGAUUCAUUCUUUUCUAAAAUGCAAGGACUAUGCACUCUUGAUUUGUGCAGGACUAACAUAACAAAGCUGCCAAACUCAAUCUGUGCCAUGAAGAGCCUCAAGGCAUUGCUCCUUGAGGGAUGUGGUAAGCUAGAAAAUGUGCCAUACUUGGGAGAGAUGAAUGAACUCAGGGAGUUAAACCUCUCGUAUACAGCCAUCAAGGAAGUCCCUCAAGGAGUUGGGGAAUUAUUCAAUCUCAAAUUCCUCGCAUUGGAUGCGCGUGAAUUGGAGAUGCUUCCAAGAGGAUUGUUUCUUAAACUAGGGAAUCUUCAGCACUUAGAAUUACCAUUCCAUAUGCAAGUAGUGAUUGAUGAAAUUGAGAAUCUGAAACUGCUAGAGGAGUUUAGUGGAAGAGUGAAAAAUGUGAAUGAAUUUAAUUCUUUUAUAACAAGUUGGGAAAGUCGGGUGCAUGACACUUGCUACACAAUAGGAGUGGGAUCAUAUCAUGUAAGUUUCUAUCUGUAUGAAGGAAGAGGAGUAUGUCAUAAUACAGAGUUGAUCCUGUCUGAAUGCAACCUUGAAGAUGAGAGAGUAUUAGCAAAGGGAAUUGUGCAGCUAACAAUCAGUAAAUGUAAAUGUGUGGGUCCGAGCAUAUACUCUGUGGGUGGAUUGAAGAGAUUGAGAAUUGAAAGAUGUGAAGGAAUAGAGCACAUUUUGAGGAGUGAGGCAGGAUUAUCAUCUCAAAUGUCUGCUCUUGAAGAAAUUAUACUGAUUGAGUUGGAUGAUAUGAAGGGGUUGAUCGAAAAGGGGGAUAUAGGAGCAUCAUCUGCACUUGCACAGCCUGUGUUUUCCUCUCUGAUGCGGUUAAGAAUUGAUAGGUGUGACAAGAUGAGGAUACCAUUAUCAGGAGUUCCCAACAUUGAAGACAUUCAUAUCAGCAAGUGUGAAGAAAUAGAAGAGAUAUUUGAAUAUGAAGGAACAAGUUCCCUCACCCUCCCUGAAUUAAAAUAUCUAACGUUACAUGAGCUGCCAAGACUGAGGAAGGUGGGGAUACUACUAUCUGGAGUUCCCAACCUUGAAGUUAUUAAUAUAAGAGAGUGUAAGGAAAUAGAAGAGAUAUUCGAAGAUGAAGGAACAAGUUCCCUCACCCUCCCUAAAUUAAAAUAUCUAAUGUUACAAGAGCUGCCAAGACUGAGGAAGGUGGGGAUACUACUAUCUGGAGUUCCCAACCUUGAACUUAUUAAUAUAAGAGAGUGUAAAGAAAUAGAAGAGAUAUUCGAAGAUGAAGGAACAAGUUCCCUCACCCUCCCUAAAUUAAAAAUUUUAUCGUUAUAUAAGCUGCCAAGACUGAGGAAGGUGGGGAUACUAUCAGGAGUUCCCAACCUUGAAUGGAUUUCUGUGACAGAGUGUGGAGAAAUAGAAGAUGUGUUUGAUGAUGAAGGAAGUCGUAGCCUAACCCUGCCCAAAUUAAGACAGUUGGACUUGUAUGAGCUUCCGAAACUGAAGGGCAUAUGCAAGGGAACAGCGGCCAUCAUUUGCAACUCCAUUGAACAUAUCUCAGUAACAAAGUGCCCAAGAUUGAUGAACAAACUUCCUGUGGAUGUGGAUUUGGCUGUGCCUCGACACUGUAAGAUAAAGUUGAACACAGAAUUAUGGGAAUCAUUGAUGUCGGACGAUCCCAACCUCUCUUGUUUCUUCUCUGAAGGCUGAUCAAAUUUUUUGUGUAAUAAUAUGCACAGAUUUUGGCCCAAAUGUUUUGUAAUAACAAGAUGCAUGCCCUUUUCUUAUGCAUCAGCACACCCAUGUUUCCACAAGUUCAGAAAUUGAUGAUAGACUGACUUACUUCUAACAGAAAA